Messenger RNA from Ectocarpus sp. CCAP 1310/34, 2286 nucleotides. NCBI's taxonomy places the organism in Eukaryota, Phaeophyceae, Ectocarpales, Ectocarpaceae. The record is from the annotation of a GenBank genome assembly.
AUGGCUUCUCCUCUGAAAGACGUGGCUGCAAUGCCUGAGGGAGCCCAGCGUGAAAAGUUGAGCGACACAGCCGAUCAGGCACAGGUCGCGACGGACGAAGCGGGUAACGACACUGCGGCAACCACUGCUGUUGUUAUCGAGGGCGGAGGGGAGAACCAAGAACGGGAACCUUCUGACGACGAAUCUGAGGGCGAGAUCCCGUUCGAACCUUUUGACAUCAACGACGACGGUCGGAUCCUCAAGACAGCGAGCCAAUGCUCACGAGGAUCAUGGAAACGCCCUGAGGCGGGGUGGGACGUGACCGUAACCGUUCACCGCUUCUGCGAACUGUCCCCGUCGAAGGCGGAAGCAACACCAACGGAUACCGACGGCGUGAAAGCAGUCCACAACAAAGAUGCAAGAGAGAUAGUAAGGCAGGUUGAGCCCGAGUUCUUGCAGCUAGAGUUCAGACUGGGGGAGGACGAAGAGGAAGGCUUUCCGCAGGAAGUACUCCAACAGGCGAACGCUGCAGGGGUGGAACUCCACCCCUUGCUGCACUGCGGGAUCGAGACCAUGGGCAGAAACGAGCUUGCGACCUUCGUCGUGACCGCCGAAGGCGUCGUUGCUGGCGCCCAAGAGAACGCCGCCGACAGCAGCAGUAAGCCACCGGCCGACCGUCGCUUCGAGUAUGUGAUCUCUCUCGACGACUGGAUGGAGGAGGUCGAUCUUAGCGAGCGGCAGGAUAACUCGUUGAUGAAGCGCGUCGUGCGGGAGGGCGACGGCGUGACGCGGCCGGUGGAGAUCGGCGGGGUGACCGGAGACGACAACGGCGAAAUCGUGGUGUUCGACAACCUCCAGAGCCAGGAAGAGGCGCCCGGGAGCAACGGCGACGACGACGGAGGAAGCGACGGCCUCAAAGGCCCCCUGAGCUUCGUGCUGGACGACUGCCCCUUCGGGCCCGGCGUGAUGGCUGUCGUGAAGAGCAUGAGCAAGGGCGAGAAGUGCGACGCCUGGCUGAACCCCAAGCACGGUCCGGUUGACGACCUAGAUGACGGACGGUUUUACCACCGAGUGGUUCUGGAGCUUGUGGAAGUGGAAGAGCUUCCCCCGGUGUUUGCCGCAGAGGAGGUUCGCCUAGAGAUGUCCAGUAGAUUCAAGGUCGAAGGGAACGAGAAGUUCAUCGCCGGUGACUACCCCAGGGCGUCACGACGCUAUGAGAAGGCAAUCAAGUACGCCGACGGGGUGCCGCCAGGCCAAGACUCCGAAGACGGCGGCGGUGACGGGGACGAGACCAGCAGCUCCUCCUCGGACACGACGCAGGCCAAUGACGACACCAACCAUAGCGAGAGCCGGGGAGGAACGCACGGGGACAAAUUCGUUGACCUGCAGGUCGCCGUCCUGUGCAACCAAGCCGCGUGCUUCCUCAAGAUGGGGCAGGCGCUCUCCGCUCUGGCAGCGGCCGAACGCGCGUCUUCUCUCAAGGCCGUUGCUGCUGAUUGCCCCGCCGGGAUCAAGGCCGCCUACCGCCGGGCGUGCGCGCUGGAGGCGGUCGGGGACUGGGGAGAGGCGCGCCGCGCGUUUAGGAACGUUCUGGACGUGGACCCCAAGAACUCGCAGUGCCGUCAGGGCCUCGCGCGCCUCGCCCGCGCGGAAAAGGCAUACGAGGCAAACCUGCGCAAGACGUUCGGCGGCUGCCUUGCGUCCGACAAGCUCAAGGGUUUCGCCUCGGAAGGUCGCGAAGUGCCGGAGUCAUCGCCCCGCCCGGGAAACGACGACGACUUCUACGGCGGCCGCGGCUCAGACCAAGACGGCCCGUGGACCGAGGAGAGCGAGAGCGGAUCAUCGGAGAGCGGAGACGAAUCCAGCAGCGACGGCGGCGACGAGGAGAAGGAAAAGAAGAGGGUCGAUGCUCUGUACGACCUGGCCACCCGCGAGGGCGGCGGUGGUGGCGAAGCAACCGCGGAGGAUAACACGACGGUGACGGAUGCAACGGAGCCCGGAAAAGAAGCGGCAAGCACGGUCCCCGCGGCGGCGGCGGCGGCGGCAGGAGCUGCUCCUUGUUCAGAACCUGCCACUGCGUGCGAAGUUAUCCCCCUCUAGUCGCUGCCGGAUCUUGCGAAGGAGUUCGCGGUUGCCGACGACUCCGCCGGGGAGGCAAAUGGCCUGGCCGGCAAGGAGGGCGCCAACAACGCCGGAGCCCAGGCAGGCGACGACGCCGCCGAGGUUGUGUACCGCCGUAAAGAGUAGUGGCUGUGGUUCAUGCAACACGCAAUGAUUGUGCCCACGCAAUGCCUGCUUGCUUACGCC